AUGGCACAUUCGCUCCGCGCCCCAACGGCUCCAUACAGCGAGCCCCUUCUCCCACAACUCGACGUCCGCAAUCCAUACUACACCGAUCUACACCACAAGCUUCGCGCCUGGGUUCGCGAUUACGUCGAAACAUCUAUCGCGCCUUACGCACAGGAAUGGGAAGCUGCAGGUCAAGUCCCCGAGGAAACACGGCGACGCCAUUGCGAACUGGGAUUUGGCAUCGUGCAUCCCUUGACUACUGAGGAUCACGCUGCUGGCCUGUCGCUGCCGGGUAAUGUACCGCGUGACAAAUGGGAUACGUGGUGUUCGCUCAUCUUGACGGAUGAGUUGACGCGUGUGGGGUUCGUUGGGGUUGUCUGGGGGCUAGGUGCGGGCAAUGGGAUUGGGUGUCCACCUAUCGCUAAAUUCGGCACGCCUGAGCAGCAGCGACGGUGGCUUCCCGGUGUUGCGAAGGGUGAUAUUAGGUUUUGUUUGGGAAUUACGGAACCAGAUGCUGGCUCUGACGUUGCCAAUAUACGUACUACGGCCAAACGCGAGGGUGAUCAUUAUAUCGUCAAUGGAGCUAAGAAAUGGAUCACCAACGGUAUCUGGGCCGAUUACUGCACAGCUGCUGUGAGGACCGGUGGUCCUGGACGAUCAGGUAUUAGUCUACUAGUCAUUCCACUCGCGACCGAGGGGGUGACCUGCAGGAGAAUGUCCAACUCUGGUGUUAAUGCGAGCGGGUCUACCUUCAUUGGAUUGGAGGAGGUUCGUGUACCCGUGGAGAAUCGUAUCGGAGAGGAGAACAAGGGCUUUUCUCUGAUCAUGUCAAGUAGGUCUCGCCUUUUCAUCAGCAUUCCAUUCUCUAAUCUUGACCAAGACUUCAACCCGGAACGCCUGGCACUGGCCUGCGCCUCUUUGCGAUUAGCUCGUGUCUGCGCUGAAGACGCAUUUAACUAUGCAGUCCAACGCGAAACAUUCGGAUCCCCUCUAAUCCAGAGACAGGCGAUCCAAUCCAAGAUUUUCAAGUUUGGCUUGAUGAUUGAACCUGCCUAUGCCUUUAUGGAGCAGCUUGUUAAUAUCCUAGAGCUGACUAAAGAUCGCCCUGUGGACGAUGUCAAGAUCGGCGGUAUGACUGCCUUGUUGAAAGUCAUGUCGACAAGAGCUUUAGAAAAGAGUGUACGAGAGGCACAGCAGAUCCUUGGGGGUGCAGGGUAUAACAAGGCUGGUAAGGGUGCCCGUGUUGAACAAAUUAGCCGUGAUGCUCGGGUACACGUUGUUGGUGGUGGCAGUGAAGAGAUUAUGCAGGGACUAGCGCUUCAGGAAGAGACAAAGGCUUUGCAGUCACGACGCAGGGUCCUCGAAAAGACGCGGUCGAAGAUCUAA
Messenger RNA from Penicillium longicatenatum, 1365 nucleotides. RefSeq names its product acyl-CoA dehydrogenase family protein. The record is from RefSeq and is a predicted model, not a curated record. The transcript has 3 exons. NCBI's taxonomy places the organism in Eukaryota, Fungi, Ascomycota, Eurotiomycetes, Eurotiales, Aspergillaceae. Bases 1 to 1365 code for a protein of 454 amino acids. Gene Ontology annotation, molecular function: flavin adenine dinucleotide binding; oxidoreductase activity, acting on the CH-CH group of donors.